AUGGAGGGGAGCGGCGGUGGCGGCGGUGGCGGCGGCGGCGGCGGGGCGGAUCCGGGCCUGGCCACGGCCCCGGGCAGGGAGGGCGAGGGCUGCGAGGGGCUGUGGGAGCUGCCGGUGGAGCGCUGCGAGAGGCGGCCCGUGUGCGGGCGCUGCAGCCGUCCUCAGAAGGUGUGUUUGUGUCCUUUCCUGCCUGUACAUCCACUAAAGGUCUCCACCUGCUUGUAUAUAAUUCAGCAUCCAGCAGAGGAAAGUCGAGUGUUACGAACAGUACCUUUGCUAGCAGCUUGUCUCCCUCCAGACAAAUGCAAAAUUUUGGUUGGUCGACGUUUUAACGAAGACAGGUAUCCUGAAUUAGCAACUGUGUGCAGAAAUCCCAAUACUGUAAUUUUGUAUCCUGGAGCUGAAGCAACCAAUUUGGAAGAAGUUGCAGUCAUGUCUUCUAGUCCAUCUGCUAUGAUUAUCAUUGAUGGAACAUGGAGUCAGGCAAAAGAUAUAUUUUACAAAAAUUCUCUCUUCCGUCUUCCCAAGCAGGUGCAGUUAAAACCCAGUAUUUCAAGCCAGUAUGUAAUUCGUACACAACCAACAAACACCUGUCUGUCUACUCUUGAAUGUGCAGCUGUUGCUCUUUCCAUCAUGGAAAAAAAUAAGAGUAUACAAGAGAUUAUACUCCAUCCGCUUCAAGCUUUAUGCUCUUUCCAACUUCAGCAUGGUGCACAGAUCCAUCACAGCAAGGAACAUCUUCUCAAAAAUGGCUUAUAUGACAAGCCCAUGCCAAAGAAUAAACGCAAACUCAGAAGAAUGGAGCUUCUGGUGAAUAAUGUUAAAAUAUAAGAAAGCUGUACAGACUGUACAGUGGGAUUUAUUUGCAUGUAGCAAAUGAAUAUGAAUCUGGAUUUGAUCCAAACAGUUGACUAUACUCUAAUAAAACAACUUUUAGGCCCUUCUUAGGCAAGAGUUUUAUCUACCAAUGUGACAAACAGUAAUGGACAAGCUUUUUCAUUUGUGCAGUAAGCCAGGUGCCUUUGUUCAGAUGAUGGAGGAGCAUUCUCAUUUCCUGUAGAGAAAAGGAAGAAAAAUGAACAUAAUUUAGACUUAUGUUAUCACUUGGGUGUCAGAUAUGAUCCUCAGUAUGACUGGAUGAAUUUAUUUUGGAGAGGCUUUUACCAGUACAAAAAGACAAGAAAUAUGAAUAUGGAUGUGAUGGAAUGGUAAGGCUUCAGUGGUUAGAAUUAUGUUGAAUUACUACUGAGCUUUUUAGCUUCAGUACCUAACUACUGUAGACUUUCAAAGCAUAAUUCCUGAUAUUCUUUAGUUCAGAUGAACAUAAGGCAUG
This is a messenger RNA of Motacilla alba alba, 1333 nucleotides long. It is a transcript of the gene DTWD2, whose product is annotated as DTW domain containing 2. The coding region runs from base 1 to 831 and encodes 276 amino acids. The transcript has 6 exons. NCBI's taxonomy places the organism in Eukaryota, Metazoa, Chordata, Aves, Passeriformes, Motacillidae. The record is from RefSeq and is a predicted model, not a curated record.